CUUACCCGUUCCUUUCCCUUCGCUUCUCUCCGGGUUCCGGCAAGCGGCUUUCGAGGAUCGCCGAAACCGCCGGGGCGCGACGAAGUCGGAAGCGGUUUACCGACACGCUGGCGUUGAAAAACCGGUUUUCCGACCGCUCGAAGAGAAGUUGGGAGCCGGUCCGACAAAGCCGCAAAAUAUAAAAUUUAAGAGAAAAAAAAGGAAACGGUCUCGGCGACGAGUUUGGAGCUUGGUCACUCAAGUUCUCUUCUGCUCUCCAACGGCGGAAGCUUGAUAGAGCGGGGAAGACGCAAUCUGGAAGCGCGAUCAGGCGCUCUUUCUUGACCCGUUUAGCAGUGAAAGGGGUUUGCUAGGGAUUUUGGGGGCUUAUCUAUGCAUGGAAGGGAGGGAAGGCAUGACAUCUGGGGCGCCGGCGCCGGCGGUGACGCUGCCGGCGGAGGCGGCGGGGAGCUACCAACCACCGCAGCCACCGCCUCCGGCGCAGGCAGCGGUGGCAACGAGGGCGGCGAGCGAGGGCCCUAGCCAGGCGGGAGGAGUGACGACUGCGCCACCGCCUGGGGCGGUGGUGAUGGAGCCGGUGCCGGGGAGCGCGGCCACGGGGAUGGUGAAGAAGAAGAGAGGGAGGCCGAGGAAGUACAGGCCAGACGGGAGCUUGAUCAUGCCUCUGAGCCCGAUGCCCAUCUCGGCGUCGGUUCCUCCUGGUGAGUACCAUUCGAAUCCGGGGAUGAAGCGGGGUAGAGGGCGGCCGGGGGAUUUCGUGAAGAAAGCGCAGCGCGGAGUCGAGCUGGAAUCUUUAGGUGAAAUGGUUGCAUGCUCUGCUGGUGCAAAUUUCACACCUCAUGUCAUCACUGCUGCAGCUGGUGAGAUGUUUGAUGAGGAUUCAAUGCAGAGUAAGAUGGCUGGACCAAAAGUUCUAGUCCACCUCGGUGUACCAUAUCACUGUCCUUUCCAGAAAUCCCACUCUAUAGCCAUGAUGUCACUAUGAAGAUCAUAUCCUUUUCUCAACAAGGGCCUCGAGCAAUUUGUAUCCUGUCUGCUAAUGGUAUCAUUUCAAAUGUCACACUUCGUCAGCCUAAUUCAGCUUGGGGUACAUUAACUUAUGAGGGCCUGUUUGAAUUACUCUCCUUAUCUGGAUCAUUUAUGCCAAAUGAGAAUGGAGGGACAAGAAGUCGAUCAGGCGGCAUGAGUGUUUCUUGGCAAGCCCAGAUGGUCGAGUUGUUGGGGGAGGAGUGGCUGGUCUGAUGGUAGCUGCCAGUCCUGUGCAGAUUGUAGUGGGCAGUUUUUUGCCAGGCUAACCUGAUGGAGCAGAAGAGCAAGAAGCCAAAGUUAGAGACUACAUCAGUCUCUUUUCCGUCAGCUACUGUCCAGAUUCCCUGCUCGCGUGCAGAGGAGGCUUACAGUGGUGACCAAGGGACUAGCACUUCAGCAAUGCCGGAAGACAACUCAUGCCAACUACCUCCUUCAGAGGCAAAACUUGGUCUUCCUCUCCACCCUCCAGUACCUGAUGACACCAGGAACUUCCCUGCUGAUAUCAAUGCAUCCUAACCUGGAGAGUGAAUUCACUUGAGGCAUCAUACAUUGCUGACCUUGGGGGCUUCCAACUGAUCAGAACUUGGCACACGUUAAUGUUGGUUGCUUCAGCGGCAUAACAGAUACUGCAUUGGGGUUACUGGAGCUCUCGCACUUGUGCCUAAUUUAUCCUGUAAGCUCAGUAAUCUACAUUUUCCAACAGUAGAAUCAAAUAGCCUGUUUGUUUCAUAGGGCUCGUACUUGAUUAGCAAUUCAUGUGAUUGUAUCAUCCAGUACUGUCUAGCUUUGAUGAUUUCCUUUAUUCUAAUAUGCAACACUUGGGUUUUUAAUCAGUUAAGCUGGAGCCAAAUCUUUGCUUGUUUCAGUAAAAUUUCACUCUGUGUAACUGAAAUGAUUGUUACU
This is a messenger RNA of Phoenix dactylifera (date palm), 1932 nucleotides long. Lineage: Eukaryota; Viridiplantae; Streptophyta; Magnoliopsida; Arecales; Arecaceae. The record is from RefSeq and is a predicted model, not a curated record.